Messenger RNA from Paramuricea clavata, 1442 nucleotides. Lineage: Eukaryota; Metazoa; Cnidaria; Anthozoa; Malacalcyonacea; Plexauridae. The record is from the annotation of a GenBank genome assembly.
AUGGAGGAGGCAAGGAAGGCAGUCAAAACAAUGGUAAGGGACGGAGUUAUUGAACGGUCGAAUAGCCCCUGGAAGGCUCCCGUUGUACUCGUGAAGAAGAAGGAUGGCACACCAAGAUUUUGCAUCGAUUACAGGAAGCACAAUGUUACAAGGAAAGAUCCCUAUCCGCUACCUCGGAUCGACACAGCUCUGGAUGCAUUUGUGGGGUCAAAGUGGUUCUCAAUGCUGGAUCUCAACGCUGGAUCUCAAAAGUGGUUACUUGCAGGUGAACCUCAAUAACGAAGCAAGGGAAAAGACAGCUUUUCCACUGGUGAAGGACUGUGGCAAUUUACGGCAAUGCCGUUUGGUUUAUGUAACGUGCCGGCUACUUUUGAGAGACUUAUGGAAACUGGUUUACCGUGGACUACCUGCCUUGUAUAUCACAAUGACAUUUUGGUUCACGGCAAGACUUUUGACGAGGAAAUUCAGCACCUUCGCGAAGUGUUUGGCCGACUCAAGGAAGCCAAUUUGAAAUUGAACCCAAAGAAAUUUCAACUUUUUUGGUGAGAAGCGAUAUACCUGGGACAUAUUGUAACUGAUAGUGGAAUUGCAACUGUUCUGAGCAAGACCGAAGCAGUGAGAACCUGGCCGACUCCCCACGACAAGAAAGAAUUACGGAGUUUCCUGGGUCUUUGUUCAUACUACCGUAAAUUUGUUCCAGCAUUUUCAGUUGUGGCUAGUCCGUUACAUAAGUUGACAGAGAAAAAUGUUGAGUUUCAGUGGUCUGGUGAGUGUGAUGAUGCUUUUCGCAAAUUGAAAGAUCUCCUGACAAACACACUUAUUUUGGCAUACCCACAACCAAAGGGUAAAUUUAUCCUGGACACAGAUGCAAGUCAUUUUGGCAUUGGGGUUGUGCUCUCACAGGAACAAAAUAGCCAGGAGCGUGCCAUAGCAUAUAUUUCAGUCGCAAUCUAAGUUGAGCUGAAAGGAAUUAUUGUGUUACACAGAAGGAAUUAUUAGCAGUUGUGAAAGCUGUGGAAAAGUUCCAUUAUAAUCUGUACGGUCGGAAAUUUACAAUUAGGACCGACCGUUCGUCACUGAGAUGGUUAUUAAAUUUCCGCCAACCAGAAGGUCAGAUCGCGAGGUGGUUUCAGAAGAUGCAAGAGUACAAUUUCGAGAUAAUUCAUCGUCCUGGGAGAACUAACUUGAAUGCAGAUGCGUUAUCACGCCGUCCUUGCUUUACAUCAGAUUGCAAGUAUUGUGAAAAAUUGGAAGAGAAAGAAAUAUUGAACGAUAGUAAUCUAUUGUCAGUGGGCGAAGAAACAGACGAUAAAACAACAAUGAGAGUUACGGUUGAUGACAAAACCCCAUUGAAGAUUUGGUCACACGAAGAACUAAUUGCUCGGCAAAAUGAAGAUCCUAACAUAGGCCCUAUUCUUCGCUGGAAAACCAAGUACAAUUGA